AUGGAGCAAAUGGCCAUGUGUCUCCGUUAUUUUGAUGGAACUGGUCUACUUGAGGAGUUUCUAGGCUUUGCAGAAUGUGAAUCGACCACAGGCGAAUCAUUAGCAAAUGCGUUUUUAGCCAACCUUGAGCGUGCGGGUGUGCACAUCAAUCACAUGCGUGGCCAAGGAUAUGACGGCGCAGCCAACAUGUCAGGGAUCCAUAGGGGUGUACAAGCUAGGAUUCGGCAGCGUAUUCCUGGUGCAGUGUAUACCCAUUGCAAGGCACAUAGCCUUAACUUGUCAAUUAUCCAUGCCUCGAAGGAAAUGUACGCCUGGAACAUGAUGGGGACUGUCCAGCAAAUUGCUUUUGCGUUUAACUAUUCCGCCAAGCGCGUUCUAAGGUUCCAAGAAAACCUUGAGAAUGACGCUGCUGCACGCGAAGAGAUGGACCGGCGCACGAAGCUCCAAUCUUUGUGCGAGACCCGCUGGGCCGCAAGGGCAGAGGCGUUGCACACGUUCCUGUGUUCAUAUAGAGUUGUUGUGGGGUCAUUGGACGAGCUAGCGAGCGACUAUGGGGACACAAAAGCCGCGGGAUAUAGCCGCUCAAUACAGAACUUUGAGUUUGUCAUAACAUUGGUCGCGGUAGAGCAUGCGUUGUCGGGUCUUGUUAACAUAUCAAAGAUCCUCCAGAAGAAAGACUGCGACUUGCUUGAGGCAGCCGAGGAAGCACGAGUUGUUAUCACCAUGCUGGAGAAUGAACGAAAUGACGAUAUGCUGUGGGACCACCUAUAUGACAAAGCCGUUUCUCUAGCAGACGACAUCGGCGUGGAGGCCACCGUUCCUCGUUGCCACGGUCGGCAAGCCAACAGACCAAACGCUCCGGCCCAAACCCCUUCGCAAUUCUGGAGAGUCAACAUGUAUCUACCAUUCGUAGACCAUCUCAUUGUGGAGUUGACGAAUCGGCUGUUAAAUCCACAUGGAAGAUUCACUGCUCAGUAUCUACUGCCAACAAAAGCUGCUGGGCUCACACCUGCUCGGGCUGCAGAGAUAUACGCAGUGUACCAGCCAGACCUACCAGGGUGCGACCAGGAGACGUUCGUGCGGGAGUGCAACAGAUGGACGGCUAAAUGGACGACAACAUCCCCUGCUCCAUAUCCAUGCCUAGAAUCAAGCUUGGGCGUGGCAACUGAGGCGUCCUAUCCUAAUAUCCGGAUAUGCAUGAUGAUUUUGUUGUGUAUGCCUGUAUCCACAGCUACGGCAGAGAGGUCGUUUUCAACGAUGAAGCGGGUCAAGACCUACCUCCGAAAUACCAUGACCACAGAGAGGUUAUCCGGGCUUGGGCUACUGAAUAUUUACCAGGAGCGAAACAUUAACGUUGAGCAAGUGGUGGAUGCUUUUGCCCGUCAAAAAGAUCGUCGCCUUGCUCUUAUUUUCAAAGUUUAACCAUAUUGUAGACGAAAACUUUGGUUAAGUGGUUGCAUAAACACUUAAUGAACUAACUGACGCCGCAACGAAAGAUGUUUGAUAUUAUAUGAAUGUUAUUUCAACUUUACAAAAAUGUAUAAUGAAGUUAGUAUUUGUUACGUAUCGAAUGUUAAUAUA
Molecule: messenger RNA, 1581 nt
Organism: Mya arenaria
Lineage: Eukaryota; Metazoa; Mollusca; Bivalvia; Myida; Myidae
Product: 52 kDa repressor of the inhibitor of the protein kinase-like
Exons: 4
Coding region: 1-1422 (473 amino acids)
Molecular function (GO): protein dimerization activity
Source: RefSeq, a predicted model, not a curated record